Molecule: messenger RNA, 468 nt
Organism: Meloidogyne enterolobii
Lineage: Eukaryota; Metazoa; Nematoda; Chromadorea; Rhabditida; Meloidogynidae
Source: the annotation of a GenBank genome assembly
AUGAGGAGUGAAAAUGAAAAGAAUGUUGAUGAUUUGUUUAAAAGUGCAAAAAAUGGUGAGGAAGAUAAUAAAGAAGUAUUUGAAGAGAAGAAAAGUUUAUUUUCUUUUGUUAAAGCUAAAGAAGAAAGAAAUGAGGAGGAGGAAGAAAAUAAUGGAGAAGAAAAAGAUUGGGUAAUAAAUAAAGGAUUUGGAAGAAGAGAGGAAGAAGAGGAGGAGAGGAGAAAAGAAAUAAGAGAAGAUGGAAGUCAAUCAAAUUUAUUUAAUAAUUUUUAUGAAAAUAAUAAUUGGAAUAAUAAUAAUGAUGGUCAAUUUAAAUUUUGGCAAUGGAAAGAAAAUUAUAUGCCAAAAAUGGGUGGUGGAAGAUGGUGGGAAAUGUGGGGAAGGGAAGAAAAUGAUGGAGAAGAAAGUAAUAAUAAAGUAUUUAAUUGGAAUGGAUUAAUGGAAAAUAAAUGGAAAAUAGGUAAAUAA